Messenger RNA from Alosa sapidissima (American shad), 1400 nucleotides. RefSeq lists its product as uncharacterized. The transcript has 5 exons. The coding region runs from base 285 to 1319 and encodes 344 amino acids. The record is from RefSeq and is a predicted model, not a curated record. Lineage: Eukaryota; Metazoa; Chordata; Actinopteri; Clupeiformes; Clupeidae.
CCGCUCUGCGGUACAUCUAGUCUGAGUUCUAACUCACACACGUUAAAUGUGUCAUGCCAAACCUCGAGGUGGCGAUAGAGACAAGCCAAAUGCGGGUCAAAACACCACAGUGGAAGGGUAGCCUGCCUACACACAGGCAAAACAGAUUACAGUUGAGUGGUUUCAGAAUAAUUUGACAAUUUACUGACUCGUCUGUGUUACAGUAACAGCAGUUAUUCUUCAUAAGCGGUCAUCUGAUAUUUGGUUUGUUUGCAGCUGCAAUGUCAUGAAAAUGUGGGGACGUCAUGUAUCGUUACAAUAAGUUAAUUUUGGUUGCUGUGCCUGCAUAUGCCCUUUACGCCAUCUGUUCAAACUUAUAUAAGUCAUUCAGACGGAACAAAUGUGUAGUUUUCGAAUCCAAGAAAACCCUUCCGUGUUACCUGUACCUUUACGGCAGGUACAAAAUUCAGUCGUUCCGUAAACGGAAGGGUCAGUUGUAUCCUCACAGGGACAAAACUGUAAACCCCACGUUCACUAUUCUCAACUGCAGUUUGGAGGUGGAUGAUGUACGAUGGUACUGCUGGGCAGCCGGGUAUGGUUGGGACUACCCAGACAGUGUCUUCAGGGACAUCCCACUGUGUUUCUGUGACGUCCUUUGUUGUCGGUUGCUGGCAAUGGUAAUAUCCUCCGAUGAUUUCAGGUUAAGCCCUCAAGGUCUUUUCACUGUGUGCCAAACCAUAAGGAAAUUUGAGCCAAUAGAUGAGUUGAGGAGAGCCUCCUUCUGUCUGGAGGCAGGGGUGGCAGACUAUAGGCCUGUUGACAGUGGUGUGGAGGUGGAUAUCUGGUUUAAGGCCCUGAGAGCUGAUCACCCAGUAUGGGAGAGUGUUGUGACCAUGCUCUCCCCGAGAGAUUGCCCGGCAUCUAAUGUCAAGCUCCAGUCCAGUUCUGUAGAUGCAGCUGUUGAAAAGAAGUCACUGGACAUCAAGGUGCCACUGUUUACUGGGCUUAAGUCUGUGUGGGCCUUCUCUGACAUCUCUUUGAAGAACUUCCUUGUUCUUCCAUCAAGAUUGGGUAUUGUGGGACGUUCCACAGCUCACAGCCUAUGGAUGGUGUCCCAGUGUCUAGCUGAGAUUGAGAAACACAACGGGGCUGAUGCUGUACGAGCUCCACUGUCCGUGUCAGUCCAGUUCAAGCAGCCACUGGUGCUGCCAAGAAAGGUCAUCAUCCAUUUUUGGCAAGCCACAGAUGAGAGCUGCCAGCUGCCUGUGUGCAGGUUUCAGCUUCAGGAUUGCAGAGGAACCUCCUACAUCUUGGGAGAUAUAAUCAAGGAACCUGGCUGAUGGACUGGAUAACUGAAAUUACACUCAUUGUUAUGUAAGAUUCUCUACCAGUGCCACUAUUGGUGUUUAAAAUAAAGUUUG